Molecule: messenger RNA, 768 nt
Organism: Pestalotiopsis fici W106-1
Lineage: Eukaryota; Fungi; Ascomycota; Sordariomycetes; Amphisphaeriales; Sporocadaceae
Exons: 1
Coding region: 1-768 (255 amino acids)
Source: RefSeq, a predicted model, not a curated record
AUGAGGAUACCACGGCCCACGGACUCGCCCAGCCGCCACCAUGCGCUGUUCUCGCUUCCAUCCGUCUUGAUUGUGGCGCUCAGCAGCCUGCUCAUCACAUCUGCCGGCGCAAACUACAUACCGCCGCUUCAGUACGGGGCCGCUGCCUCUCUAGAGAGGCGAGAUACAGCUUGUCCAACCAAUUACCUCAGCUGCGAGUCCCAGGGUUCGGCUUUUGCGGGCAUCUGCUGCGCCGACGGCCAGUACUGCGCACUAGAUUCAAGCAACAGCCCGGCGUGCUGCCCAUCCGGAGCCGUGUGUACGGGGGCGGCAACAGGGACUCUCACAGGUACGCUGCCGACAUCGACCACGGUGUCGUACGUGAGCAACUCGCUGUUUGCGUUUCCGGCAAUUGCCACCUCCUUCUCCAAUGCGGGCGCUUGCUCCUCGGCCGUCUCGGCCUGCUCCAGUAACUACGCCGCCUGCACCUCGGACCUCGCCUCAGGUACCGGCGGCUACGGCGUCACCAUUAAUGUUCCUGGCGGCGGGGGUGUCACCGUCCAGCCUACCCACACCCAGCUCGCGUCCUCGAGCGCCGCCAGUGUCUGCAGCAGUCUCAGUUCACAAGCCUGCCACGGACUUUCCAUUAGCAGGUGCUCAACGGUGGGCACAACGGGUGGGUUUGUCGUCGGCACGGCAAAUGUGGCCCAGCCAAGGAUUACGGGCAUGCCGUGUCUGGUCGGCAUGGCGGCGGGAGUUGGGUUGGGUGUUUUGGGCGCCGGUAUAUGA